Cervus elaphus (red deer) is the source of this 6947-nucleotide messenger RNA. It is a transcript of the gene TMEM131, whose product is annotated as transmembrane protein 131. The transcript is spliced from 41 exons. Gene Ontology annotation, cellular component: membrane. Lineage: Eukaryota; Metazoa; Chordata; Mammalia; Artiodactyla; Cervidae. Bases 564 to 6182 code for a protein of 1872 amino acids. The record is from RefSeq and is a predicted model, not a curated record.
CUCGGCGAAGCGUGAGCCGCCAUCACAAGUCCUGGCGGCUGGGCCCCGGCCGGCCUCCCACCUCCCCCUCCCCGGUGGGGCACCGGUGACAGGUUGGGUUUGUGUUGACCCGUCCCGUCUGGCCCUUGGAGCCGUGGGCCUCUGAGAGCGGGACGAGAAGUUCGGACCGACCAACUCCGGGGCGGACAGACGGACCGGCGGGCUGCCCAGGUGACGGCACGGCGGGGGCGGUGCCCAGGGCCGCGCCCCGCCCCUCGCAGGCCAGCGCCCAGAGCCCGCGGCCCGUGCCCGUUUCCAGUAUGGCCGCCCGCCGUGCUUGACCCGCGGCCUCUCAGCUUCGACUCCCCGUGGGCGAUGCUGAGGCGGAGGCCGUGACUGACACUCUCGCUCACACGCACGCACGGACCCAGACCCACGUCCGGAGCCCGAGCCCUGGGCCCGGAACCGCUGUCUCCCCCCGGCUCCGCGGCCAGAUCCCGGACCACGGCUCCCGCGCCGCCGCCGCCGCCUAGCCGACAAGGACCGCGCCGGACCUCGAGCGCGGCGGCCCCCGGCCGGCAGGGAUGGGGAAGCGGGCCGGAGAAGGAGCAGCGGGAUCCGCCGCCGCUGCCUCCACGUCCGCCGUGGCCGGUCUGGAGCCCGCGGCCGGCCGCGGCGGGGGCCCGCGGAGCGCAGCCGCCGGCCUCCUGGGAGCGCUGCACCUGGUGAUGACCCUCGUCGUGGCCGCGGCGCGGGCCGAGAAGGAAGCAUUUAUUCAGUCGGAGAGCAUAAUAGAAGUGCUGCGUUUUGAUGAUGGAGGGCUUCUACAGACUGAGACAACUCUUGGACUCAGUUCACACCAACAGAAGAGUAUAUCUCUGUACCGGGGUAAUUGCAGACCUAUACGGUUUGAGCCACCGAUGCUGGAUUUCCAUGAACAACCAGUUGGAAUGCCAAAAAUGGAAAAAGUUUACUUACAUAAUCCUAGUUCUGAAGAAACUAUUACUUUAGUAUCAAUAUCUGCUACAACAUCACAUUUUCAUGCAUCAUUUUUUCAAAAUAGGAAAAUUCUUCCAGGAGGAAAUACAUCAUUUGAUGUAGUUUUUCUUGCAAGAGUAGUGGGAAAUGUAGAAAAUACUUUAUUUAUUAAUACAUCUAAUCAUGGGGUAUUCACUUACCAGGUAUUUGGUGUUGGAGUUCCAAAUCCAUACCGAUUGAGGCCAUUCCUUGGGGCCAGAGUCCCUGUGAAUAGCAGUUUCUCACCUAUAAUAAACAUACACAAUCCUCACAGUGAGCCUUUACAGGUUGUAGAAAUGUACUCUAGUGGAGGAGACCUUCACCUUGAACUUCCCACAGGGCAGCAGGGAGGCACCAGGAAGCUGUGGGAAAUUCCUCCUUAUGAAACCAAGGGAGUGAUGAGAGCCAGUUUUUCGUCUAGAGAAGCAGAUAAUCACACAGCUUUCAUAAGAAUAAAGACAAAUGCUUCAGACAGCACAGAGUUUAUCAUCCUUCCGGUUGAAGUGGAAGUUACAACAGCUCCUGGAAUUUAUUCCUCAACUGAAAUGCUAGAUUUUGGUACACUGCGAACACAAGAUCUACCAAAAGUUUUAAAUCUUCAUUUAUUAAAUUCAGGAACAAAAGAUGUGCCAAUAACUAGUGUUCGACCUACCCCACAAAAUGAUGCUAUCACGGUACACUUUAAACCAAUUACAUUAAAAGCUUCAGAAAGUAAAUAUACCAAGGUAGCAAGUAUUAGUUUUGAUGCAUCAAAGGCAAAAAAACCAUCUCAGUUUUCUGGGAAAAUAACUGUGAAAGCAAAGGAAAAGAGUUAUUCUAAACUUGAAAUACCUUAUCAAGCAGAGGUUUUAGAUGGUUAUUUGGGAUUUGAUCACGCUGCAACAUUAUUUCACAUUCGAGACAGCCCUGCUGAUCCUGUGGAAAGGCCAAUUUACCUUACUAACACUUUCAGCUUUGCGAUCCUCAUUCAUGAUGUGUUGCUACCAGAAGAAGCCAAAACAAUGUUUAAAGUUCACAACUUCAGCAAACCAGUCUUAAUUCUUCCAAAUGGAUCAGGCUACAUUUUUACUCUAUUUUUUAUGCCAUCCACAUCAUCCAUGCACAUAGAUAACAAUAUUUUACUUAUUACCAAUGCCUCUAAGUUUCACUUACCUGUGCGGGUAUAUACAGGUUUUUUAGAUUACUUUGUAUUACCCCCCAAAAUAGAAGAACGUUUCAUAGAUUUUGGUAUACUGAGUGCAACAGAAGCAAGUAAUAUUUUAUUUGCCAUUAUAAACAGCAAUCCAAUUGAGUUGGCUAUAAAAAGCUGGCAUAUUAUAGGAGAUGGUUUAUCAAUAGAACUCGUAGCUACUGAAAGAGGCAAUAGAACUACAAUCAUUUCAAGCCUUCCAGAGUUUGAAAAAUCCUCUCUAUCAGACCAGUCAUCAGUAAUACUAGCUUCAGGAUAUUUUGCAGUGUUCAGAGUCAAACUUACCGCAAAAAAACUGGAAGGAAUUCAUGAUGGGGCUAUACAGAUCACGACAGACUAUGAGAUCCUAACAAUUCCCGUGAAGGCUGUGAUCGCAGUGGGUUCUCUGACUUGCUUCCCAAAGCACAUGGUUCUUCCACCUUCCUUUCCAGGGAAAAUAGUUCAUCAGAGUUUAAAUAUUAUGAAUUCCUUCUCACAGAAGGUAAAGAUCCAACAGAUACGAUCUUUGUCAGAAGACGUGCGUUUUUACUACAAACGAUUGCGGGGCAAUAAGGAAGACUUGGAGCCAGGGAAAAAAUCAAAGAUUGCAAACAUUUACUUUGAUCCUGGAUUGCAGUGCGGGGAUCAUUGCUAUGUCGGCUUGCCUUUUCUGUCCAAAUCUGAACCCAAAGUCCAGCCUGGCAUAGCCAUGCAGGAAGAUGCCUGGGACACCGACUGGGAUUUGCAUCAAAGCCUGUUCAAGGGAUGGAUGGGAAUAAAGGAAAACUCAGGUCACAGAUUGAGUGCUAUGUUUGAAGUAAAUACAGACCUUCAGAAAAACAUCCUGUCAAAAGUUUCUGCCGAACUCUCCUGGCCGUCCCUCCUCAGCUCCCCCCGGCUCGUGAGGUUCCCCCUCACUAAUACAAACUGCUCUUCAGAAGAAGAGAUUAUGUUAGAAAACCCUGCAGAUGUUCCCAUCUAUAUUCAGUUUAUCCCCCUGGCUUUAUAUUCCAGCCCUUCCAUCUUUGUAGAUAAGUUAAUAUCAAGGUUUAAUUUAAGUAAGGUGGCAAAGAUUGAUUUAAGAACACAAGAAUUCCAAGUCUUCAGAAACAGUGCUCACCCACUGCAGAGUUCAACAGGAUUCACAGAGGGCCUCUCCCGACACUUAGUUUUAAACUUAAUUUUAAAACCUGGAGAAAAGAAAUCUGUCAAAGUAAAGUUUACUCCAGUUCACAAUAGAACUGUUUCUUCCCUAAUCAUAAUCAGGAAUAACCUGACUGUGAUGGAUGCUGUGAUGGUCCAAGGACAGGGGGCAACCGAGAACUUGAGGGUGGCGGGCAAGCUUCCGGGCCCGGGGAGCUCCUUACGCUUCAAGGUCACAGAAGCGCUGCUGAAAGACUGUACAGAGGGUAUGAGACUAAGGGAACCCAAUUUCACAUUGAAGAGAACAUUUAAAGUAGAGAACACAGGACAACUUCCAAUUCACAUAGAAACCAUUGAAGUCAGUGGGUACUCCUGUGAGGGAUAUGGCUUUAAAGUCAUCAAUUGUCAAGAGUUUGCACUAAGCGCCAAUGCCUCUAAAGACAUAGUCAUUCUGUUUACUCCUGAUUUCACAGCUUCCAGAGUCAUCCGUGAACUGAAGUUUAUAACAGCCAGUGGCUCUGAGUUUGUGUUUGUAUUGAAUGCAUCCCUUCCUUACCAUAUGUUAGCAACCUGUGCAGAAGCCCUGCCCAGGCCCAACUGGGAGCUGGCUCUGUACAUCAUCAUCUCAGGAAUAAUGAGUGCACUGUUUCUUUUGGUAAUUGGAACAGCCUAUUUAGAAGCUCAAGGAAUUUGGGAGCCCUUCCGAAGGCGGCUGUCCUUUGAGGCCUCAAACCCACCCUUUGAUGUGGGGAGACCAUUUGAUCUCAGGAGAAUCGUUGGCAUUUCAUCUGAAGGAAACUUGAACACGCUGAGCUGUGACCCCGGUCACAGCCGGGGCUUCUGUGGAGCAGGCGGCUCGGCCUCCCGGCCCGGCGCAGGAAGCCACAAGCAGUGUGGCCCGUCGGUCCACCCGCACAGCAGUCACAGCAGUAGAAGCUCGGCUGACGUGGAAAACGUCAGAGCCAAAAACAGCGCGAGUGCCUCCGGCAGGACUAACGCCCAGUCGGCGAGCAAAGCCAGCCCGCUGGUCUUCGAGUCCCACUCCGUGGCCCAGGGUCACAGCGCAGGCCGGAAGUCCAAGGGGGCCAGGCAGGGCCAGCACGGCGGCCAGCCCCACGGCCACGGCCCCCUGGAGCAGCACUCGCCCCCGCCGCCGCCAGUGCCUCAGCACCAGGGGCCGCAGCCCGAGAGGCUGUCCCCCGCGCCCCCGCCCCCCCCAGAGCUCCCCGGCAGCUCCCGGCACAGCUCCGAGGACUCGGACAUCACCAGUCUCAUCGAAGCCAUGGACAAGGACUUCGAGCACCACGAUGCCCCACCCCUAGAUGUGUUUACAGAGCAGCCGCCUUCACCGUUGUCAAAAAGCAAAGGGAAAGGAAAGCCUCCUCAGCGCAAGGUGAAGCCCCCCAAGAAGCAGGAGGAGAAGGAGAAGAAGGGAAAGGGGAAGCCCCUGGAAGACGAGCUGAAGGACUCCUUGGCUGACGACGACAGCUCUUCCACCACCACAGAGACCUCCAACCCAGACACAGAGCCUCUCCUCAAGGAGGAUACAGAAAAGCAAAAGGGAAAACAAGCCAUGCCUGAAAAACAUGAAAACGAAAUGUCUCAAGUGAAACAAAAAAGCAAAAAGCUCUUAAAUGUUAAGAAAGAAAUCCCAGCAGAUGUGAAACCCAGUUCUUUAGAGCUACCGUAUACUGCCCCCUUGGAAAGUAAACAGCGCCGAAAUCUCCCAACCAAGAUUCCUCUUCCAACUACAUUGACCAGUGGAUCCAAACCACGAAACUCCCAGAAAACAAAAGGUACAAGUAAGUUAGUGGAUAGCAGGCCACCUGCCCUUGCAAAGUUCCUCCCAAACAGUCAAGAACUAGGCAACACCAGCAGCUCAGAAGGCGAAAAAGACUCUCCCCCACCAGAGUGGGAUUCCGUGCCUGUUCACAAGCCCGGCAGCUCUGCAGAUAGUCUUUAUAAACUCUCUCUGCAAACCCUCAACGCAGACAUCUUCCUGAAACGACACCAGACCUCGCCGCCGCCCGCCUCCCCGUCGCCGCCCGCCGCACCCUGCCCGUUCACAGCCCGGGGAAGCUACAGCAGCAUCGUCCACGGCAGCCCGGGCAGUGACUCUAAAGCAAAGCAGCCAAGCGGGAGCAAGCACAAGCUGACCAAAGCUGCUUCCCUCCCGGGCAAGAAUGGCAACCCCACUUUCGCCGCAGUCACGGCUGGGUACGACAAGAGCCCAGGUGGGAACGGCUUUGCCAAAGUCUCUUCAAGCAAAACAGACUUCUCCAGCAGCCUUGGCAUUUCACACACUCCCGUUGACAGCGACGGCUCCGACAGCUCGGGUCUGUGGAGCCCCGUGAGCAACCCCAGCAGCCCUGACUUCACACCCCUCAACUCGUUCUCAGCCUUUGGGAAUUCUUUUAACUUAACUGGUGAAGUGUUCAGCAAGCUCGGGUUGGCGCGAUCGUGCAAUCAGGCCUCGCAGAGGAGCUGGAAUGAGCUGAGCGGCGGCCCCUCCUACCUCUGGGACUCGCCGGCCACAGAGCCCGGCCCUUCCUGGCCAGCCAGUUCCGGCUCCCCGACCCACACGGCCACGCCCAUCCUUGGCAGCACCAGCAGCCUGUGGUCGUCCACUCCGUUCAGCAGCUCCAUCUGGUCCAGCAGCCUGCACAGCACCCUGCCCUUCACCAGCCCCGCCAGCGCGUUGCCGAGCAUCGGCCUCAUGGGCCCCGAGAGCGCCCCGGCACCUCACGCGCCCUCCGCCACCAGCCCCACCGACGACCUGGGCCAGACCUACAACCCCUGGCGGAUAUGGAGCCCCACCAUCGGACGGAGGAGCUCAGACCCCUGGUCAAAUUCACACUUCCCUCACGAGAAUUGAAAUUAGGCAAAAAAAAAAGAAAAAGAAAACGGUGGUGGCCCCUUGUCUAGAUCAUGAUGUGCCCGUUUCCGAGACAUCUCGAAGGCUCUCCCGCUGUCGCUGCCCACGCCCCACCCUCCCCAUCUCGCAGGGCAGGCUUAUACCACUCGCUUCUUUCAGAUCUUUCUUGCAAUUAUGAUAAUACGAGAUUUGCUGUUGUGCUUUUAGAGAAAAGUCUGGACUCAGCCACAAACUCCAGUAAGCCCUGUACAUCUGAAAACCUUACCUGUUAUCAACUGUCCACCACCUGUCUUCCUCCCACCUCAUCUAUCUGUGUGAACACCAAUUUGAUAUUACAGCUAAGGUGACAACUCGAGUUGAUUUCAGAAGUCCUGGCAUGUGACAGUUUUAUUAAAUUACCAAGGUUGGUUUUUUAAUAAUUUCACAAUAUUACAUGCCAAGAUCUAAUUUUAAAAACGUAUGAGGACUUUGUGCUGAAAAAUACAGAGUAUUUUUUUAAAAUAAGGCUGUCUCGGUUUAAAAGCAGAUUACAGAAAUGUUAAGUCAACUUUAAGAACAGUGAAUGAAUGUUAAAGCAUUCGGUUGAGACCAUAUGCAUUUUCUGUGCUGUUUGUACUUGAGGUAUGUAACAUUUGUAUACCUGAAUUUAUUUUCAAGAUAAACUGAAAUGCACAUCGCCAAGUCUUGAGAUACAAGAUUGAAGGUGUAUUUCUUAAAAAUACAACUUUAUGUUGUACUUUGAAAUAAAUGAUGCUUUUUUCAAAA